AGCGGCCGGCCGCCCAUGGCGUUCGCGCUGCUGCGCCCCGUCGGCGCGCACGUGCUGUACCCGGACGUGCGGCUACUGAGCGAGGACGAGGAGAACCGCAGCGAGAGCGACGCCUCCGACCAGUCGUUCGGCUGCUGCGAGGGCCUGGAGGCGACACGGCGCGGCCCGGGCCCCGGGGGCGGGCGGCGGGCGUCCAGCAGCGCGGGCCCGGUGGUGGUGGUGCGACAGCGGCAGGCGGCCAACGCGCGGGAGCGGGACCGCACGCAGAGCGUGAACACGGCCUUCACGGCGCUGCGCACGCUCAUCCCCACCGAGCCGGUGGACCGCAAGCUAUCCAAGAUCGAGACGCUGCGCUUGGCGUCCAGCUACAUCGCGCACCUGGCCAACGUGCUGCUGCUGGGCGACGCGGCCGACGACGGGCAGCCGUGCUUCCGAGCGGCGGGCACCGCCAAGAGCGCGGUCCCAGCCGCCCCCGACGGCGGCCGCCAGCCGCGUUCCAUCUGCACCUUCUGCCUCAGCAACCAGCGCAAGGGGGGUAGCCGUCGUGACCUGGGGGGCAGCUGCUUGAAGGUGAGGGGGGUGGCCCCAGUUCGAGUGCCUCGGAGAUGAGCCUGGACCCCUAUGUCAUUUGUUCCAAGCAGGACCCUGAGAAGGAGGCCAGAGGCCAACCACUGGGCGAACAGGGGAAGACCCCAGGAGCUGAACCCAGGUCCCUUCUUCGUGUAGGGACCAGAGGACAAUGGCCUGGGCCCAUGACCCUAUGAGCAGGCCCCCUGGGACAUCUCCACCCCACCCUGGAGAGCCGUGAGGACCCAUGCAGCCGGCCCGAGCCCUGGCUGGUCAGAGACAAGGCAGAACUUUUGGAAAAACAAAGACUGUUGUUGACAGAGGAUGUGUGUGUCUGUGCAUGAGUGUGGGUGUGUGUAUGAGAGAGAGAGAAUUGAUGGGUUUAAAAUAAAAGGUAUUUUUAAGUAAAAAAUGUUCCCAGCUGAAGAAGGGAGGGGCCUGGGGACAUCAGAGGUCAGAGGUGGCCCCUCUCCUGGACCUUGGAAGAGACACAGGUGUCACAGGUGCCACCCUGUGCCCUGGAGGGGGUGGAGCUGGGGGAAGGCAGGGGACGCCCCUCUCUAGAAGUCGAGAUAACCAAUCUUUCCUCACUGUCUUCCUGAACAACUGUUGGGUGUCUGGUGUGGUUGGUAAAAAAAAAGAAAAUUCUUAAUUUUAUUUAUUUUUGAAUAAGGAAUGUAUUCAUCCACUUGGUUCAAAAUUCAAAAGGUACAAGAGGGUAUGUGGUGAAAAGUCUCCCUCCCUCUUGUCCUCCGGCCGCGGUUCUCCCGCCGCAGGCAGGCUCAGCCACUAGUUUUUUUGUGACAUCCCUAUUCCUUGUGAAUAACCAAGCAAAUACAGAAAUAUACAUAUAUGUUUUCUUCCACUCUUUACACAAACAGUAGCAUAGUGUACCCACUUUCUGCUCCAUGCAUUUUUUUUCCCCUUAAUCUAGCUUGGGUGUUAUCCCAAGUCAGUACAUAAAAGUAAAGGGUAUCUUCAUUCCUUCAGUAGCUGUUUAUUCCAUUUUGUGAACAUACCAUACUUAAACCCACCCCUUAUCCACGUCUUUACAAACAGGGCCAGGUAGGCACGUGGUUUUUCACAUGUGCAAAUGCGUGUGUGCUGACGGGAUACUUUUGCCCAUGUUGGAGCUGAGAAGAUUUAAAGAAACAAUGACAGGGCUUCCCUGGUGGCACAGUGGUUAAGAAUCCGCCUCCCAAUGCAGGGGACACGGGUUCAAGCCCUGGUCCAGGAAGAUCCCACAUGCUGCAGAGCAACUAAGCCCAUGCACCACAAGUACUGAGCCUGUGCUCUAGAGCCCGAGAGCCAAAACUACUGAAGCCUGUGCGCCCAGAGCCGGUGCUCCACAACAAGAGAAGCCACUGCAAUGAGAAGCCCGCGCACCGCAACAAAGAGUAGCCCCUGCUCGCCGCAGCUAGCGCAGCAAUGAAGACCCAACGCAGCCAAAAAUAAAUAAAUUAAAAAAAUGUAAAGAAACAAUGACAUCCAAAGGCACGUGGCUGGCACAUGGCAGGGUGACAAUGUGAGGUCUGUCCACCUAUAAAGCCCAAAGUGAGCUCCUUCCCUUGCCCUGGAGAUGCCCCAGAUUGGGUGCCAGGUCCUGUGACCCUGAUUAUUCUCCCAGAAGCCCUGGGAGGUGGGGGCCGGUGUUUCCCCAUCUCACAGAUCUGUCCCUGUGGGGCCAGGACUGGGGAAGCUGUAGAGGCUGGAGGCAGGGGAGACAGGGAGAGGGGCCAGGAGAGGCGGCAGAGCCAGGCAGCCACCCUCUCCUCCAGGUACGUUCAUAUGCCUAUUUUUUAAUCUAUUUUUUUAACAGACACUUAUUUAGUGUUUACCAGCUGAAGCCUGGCUCUACAUUCCAUGCCUGUAUCCACUCUGCUUUGUCACCCCCUGUAUUUGACCCUCGGACAGAGCCUGAAGUGGGGCUGCCCAUUUUGCAGAUCAACAAACAAUCCCCCUUCGGGAGCUAAUUAGGAGAGCACAGUGUACCCCCUGCACCUACCCCGCUCCAGGGCCAGGCAGCCCCUGGCAAAGCCACGGGAAAAGGACUGUGACCUUGUCAAUGGCAGGAAACCUGGAAGUGGGGACAGAGCAGACACUUGGGUGCUUUGGGCUGGAGGCCCACUUCUGCCACCAGAUUAGCUGGAUGACCCCGGAGAAGUUGCUUGACCCCUCUGGCCCUCCCUGGCCUAAUCCCUAAUCAGCAAGAACAGUUGGGACAGAAAAAUAAUUAUUUGUUUUGCCUUAAGUCGUUUUUAAUAGACUAUGCACUGGGUAAAUAAUGUAAGUUGUAUCCAAUAGUAUGCAGUGAAAAGUAUGUACCUCCCUCAGGCUCCUCCCCAAAGGCACUUCUGCUGUUUCCUGUGUGUCCUUCCAGAAAUGCUCUAUACUGAUUACUGGUUCUGAAAAAGUAUUUAUAGAUUUCUCUGCUUAUGUUUUCAUUGUAAAAAAAAAUUGAAAUACUGCAAGACCCUAGAAAUAUCACCCAUCCCAAAGACAACUACAGUUAACAUUGUAGUAAUCCUGAAGAGUUUUUGUAAAACACAUACACUUAAACAAUCAUUUGCAGCAUACUGAGUUAACACUUUUUAUCAA
Molecule: messenger RNA, 3165 nt
Organism: Lagenorhynchus albirostris (white-beaked dolphin)
Lineage: Eukaryota; Metazoa; Chordata; Mammalia; Artiodactyla; Delphinidae
Gene: TCF15
Product: transcription factor 15
Exons: 2
Coding region: 16-609 (197 amino acids)
Biological process (GO): developmental process; regulation of transcription by RNA polymerase II
Molecular function (GO): protein dimerization activity; RNA polymerase II transcription regulatory region sequence-specific DNA binding; DNA-binding transcription factor activity, RNA polymerase II-specific
Source: RefSeq, a predicted model, not a curated record